Molecule: messenger RNA, 402 nt
Organism: Miscanthus lutarioriparius
Lineage: Eukaryota; Viridiplantae; Streptophyta; Magnoliopsida; Poales; Poaceae
Source: the annotation of a GenBank genome assembly
AUGUUGAUGAGGGAACGACAAAUACUGAUAAUGAGGGCAGUUCAGAUGUGGACUUUGUUGACAAUGACUGAACUUGAUGAUGGGGAUGAUGACCUAUUUUAUGAUAAUAUUGAUGAUGGAGUGGUUGAUGAAGGUGCAGGCAAGGGCAUGGUACUCAGCAAAGGGAAGAACAAAAAUGCCCAAUCAGGCAAAGGGAAGGAGGGAGCGGAUAGGGAAUGGGAUGAGCUGACCUCUGAUGAAGAUGAGUUGGAGUUACCAGAUUCUGAUGAAGAGGGACAUCCUGGCAAGAAUUUGAAGACCUUUAGGCCAGAGGAUAUGCACAACCCAAUUUUCAAGAUAGGAAUGAAGGUUGCAUUAGUAGAAAUGCUGAGAAGUGCUAUUACAGAAUACAGUAUCAAAUAA